GGGAGCAGGGUGGCUGCGUUUGGCGGGAUAGGAGACGGUUGGAAGCGAGGGACUUGUCACUGCACCGCAAAGUGACUUGCAGCCCUUUGCAACACUGCACUGCCCUGCAGUCACCGAGGGCGGCCAACUCUCCUCGGAAACACUCAGCGAGCCGCGUCCUCAGCUGGUCGCAGGAUGCCGCUGGCACAGUUAGCCGGUCCCUGGCCCAAAGUGGACGUGGUUCACCUGGAGACGGAGAAUGGACAUGGAAUGUCGGAGGAAAUGACAGAUCUUCCAGCGCAGGAAAAGUCAGAAAUCACAUGGAUAGAAAAGGACUUUGCCUCUCUAUGUUGUAAGGAUGACGAGAAUGUGAAAGAGAUCAACAUCACCCAUCAUGUAAAAGAAGGAUCAGAGAAAGCUGAUCCAUCCCACUUUGAGCUCCUGAAGGUACUGGGCCAGGGAUCAUUUGGAAAGGUGUUUCUCGUGAGAAAGAUCAAAGUGCCAGAUGCGGGCCAGCUGUAUGCCAUGAAAGUACUGAAGAAAGCGACACUAAAAGUACGUGAUCGUGUACGGACUAAAUUGGAGCGAGAUAUUUUGGUGGACGUAAAUCAUCCAUUCAUUGUGAAGCUGCAUUAUGCUUUUCAAACAGAAGAACUGUACCUCAUCUUGGACUUCCUCAGAGGAGGUGAUCUAUUUACCCGGCUUUCUAAAGAGGUAAUGUUCACAGAAGAAGAUGUUAAGAUAUAUCUGGCAGAGUUGGCUUUAGCCUUGGACCAUCUUCACAGUCUUGGAAUUAUCUACCGAGACCUCAAACCGGAAAAUAUUCUAUUGGAUGAAGAAGGACACAUUAAGCUAACAGACUUUGGCCUGAGUAAGGAAGCCGUUGAUCAUGAGAAGAAGGCGUAUUCGUUUUGUGGAACUGUUGAGUACAUGGCUCCUGAAGUGGUUAACCGGCGAGGCCAUACACACAGUGCUGACUGGUGGUCCUAUGGUGUUUUGAUGUUUGAAAUGCUUACUGGUUCUCUGCCAUUCCAAGGAAAAGACAGAAAGGACACCAUGACGCUCAUUCUGAAGGCUAAAUUGGGGAUGCCUCAGUUCUUGAGUCCUGAAGCCCAAAGUUUGUUGCGGGCACUUUUCAAGAGAAAUCCUGCUAACAGAUUAGGAGCGGGUGUGGAUGGUGUGGAGGAAAUCAAACGGCAUCCGUUCUUUGCAAAUAUAGAUUGGAAUAAACUCUAUCGAAGGGAGCUGAAGCCACCAUUCAGACCUGCUGUGGCCAGGCCAGAUGAUACCUUUUACUUUGAUCCUGAGUUUACGGAACGGACACCCAAAGAUUCUCCUGGUGUUCCUCCAAGUGCCAGUGCUCACAAAUUAUUCCGAGGCUUUAGUUUUGUGGCAACAGGAGUAGAAGAGGAAGAAGUUAAGACUGAGCAUUCAAAUCUGGUCAUUCACCCAGUUUUGCAGCAACUGCAUGGAAACAACAUGAAUUUUACUGAUGGUUAUGAGCUGAAGGAGGAUAUUGGUGCAGGUUCAUACUCUGUCUGCAAACGGUGUAUUCACAAGACCACAAAUAUGGAGUAUGCAGUCAAGAUUGUUGAUAAGAGCAAGAGAGACCCCUCAGAGGAAGUUGAAAUUCUACUGCGGUAUGGACAGCACCCAAAUAUCAUUACACUGAAAGAUGUCUACAAUGACAAUAAGUACAUCUACCUCGUGACAGAGUUGAUGAGAGGAGGCGAACUGCUGGAUAAAAUAAUGCAGGAGAAGGGCUUCUCUGAGCGGGAGGCAAGUGCUCUUCUCCACACAAUCACCAAAACAGUGGAAUACCUGCAUUCUCAGGGGGUGGUUCACAGAGACCUGAAGCCAAGUAAUAUCCUGUAUGUAGAUGAAUCAAGUAAUCCGGAAUCUAUCCGAAUUUGUGAUUUUGGUUUUGCUAAGCAGCUGAGGGCUGACAAUGGGCUCCUCAUGACUCCGUGCUAUACGGCCAACUUUGUUGCCCCAGAGGUUCUCAAACGGCAAGGAUACGAUGAAGGUUGUGAUAUUUGGAGUCUGGGCAUUUUGCUGUAUACCAUGUUGGCCGGUUAUACCCCAUUUGCUAAUGGUCCAGAUGACACACCAAGUGAGAUUCUGGCUAGGAUUGGGAGUGGGCAUUACAGUCUGCAAGGUGGAAACUGGGACAAAGCCUCUUCUGCUGCAAAGGACCUUGUCUCCAAGAUGCUGCAUGUUGACCCCCACCAACGCCUCACAGCAAAACAGGUCCUGAAACAUCAAUGGAUCGUGAACCGAGAUCAGCUGCCACAGAGCCAGCUUGCCCGGCAGGAUGUCAAGCUUGUUAAAGGGGCGAUGGCUGCCACAUUCUCAGCCUUGAGCAGCUCUCCGCCAGCACCAAAACUGGAGUCUGUGAAGGCAUCAACUUUGGCUCAACGCAGAGAACUUAAAAAACUGCCAUCCACAUCACUGUAAUUCAGAAUCGGCACCUACAGCUCACUACAAACUAAGAUCACUUCUGGGAAAGCUAAAUUACAUGCACAGUUGUAGAGAGUGACCCCCUCCAAGAUGUGGCAAUUCAUAGGAGUUUGGAGCUUUGGGAAUCUGUGGGACAAUUUUACAGAACAUGGGAGAUAAAGGAAUGGAGCUGAGGGCACCUGCCUGCCAUCAUAUGUGAAGUAAUUUUUUGCUUACAACUUUGAUACAGAGUCUGAAAUAUCUUGCACCAGUUUUUGGUGAAAACCAUCAUGAGCUGUCAGGAAGCUUUGAUUUCUGUUUAAGAAUAUUUAUUGUGGAUUUCUAAUGCUUUUAAGGACAUGGGGAAAAAGCAGUACUUUUUAAACUGGCCAUGAGCAUGUUCUGGGUGCAAGUCAUUACAAAGCAUAAUUGUCAGUGAAUCCCUGGGCUGUUUUCAGGUCAAAGCUCAGGUUCAGAGUAUGCAGCAACAUUCCUGAGAGCUUUGAAGAUUUUAAACUAAUGAUUGUGUGUAGAAGUUCAUCACUGUUUAAGUAGUCUUUCUUGUUUCAGUGUUAUUUUCCCCUCCAAUGCGGUAACUCAAUAUUUGCAUCAUAGAUCAUGCUACCUGCAAUAAAAUAUGGCAAAGGCUUAAUUAUAUGCCCUGAAAAUCAACAUUUAUUGCUGCUUCAAUUUCUUUUUCCAACCUUAGGAUUAUGUGAGCUAAACAGCAUGGUAAAUGAAAAGCUGUGUUGUAAUAACUUAGUCUGCCAAUGGGCAACUGAAAUCUACCCAUACCAUUGGAUUGCAUCCACAAAACAAACAUCAAAUGCUUUAAAAACAACAAAUCAGCUGUCUAAAAUAUCUGCUGAACUCUGUACCAACAAGUUAUGUUGCUAUAAGAGUUAAAUUUACCACUAGAUAUGGUACUUUCAAGUACCAUCAUUAUUCAUUAGCCAUUUAGUUAGUUGUCCCAUAGACGGUGCUUGAAUUCUGCUUUCUCGACUAAUUAAGUAUCCUGACCCUGCCAGUAUCUUUCUGACUGCGUACCUGAAUAGUGUCAGUAUCUGGAGCAACUGUAUCAAGUAGUGACAGUACCUAGAAUGAUUUAUCUAGUGAUGUCUGGCAGAACCUGGAGGUGAUUGCAUUUUGGGAUGGGACUAUAGCAGCAGUGUUUGUGUAUCCAGGCCAUAUAUGUACAUGGAGUAAUUAUGUAUCAGUGUGAUUGUGUAACUGAGAAGUGGUUAUACCAAGAGUGAUUUGUGUAUAUGGGAGUGUAAUUACUUAGAGUGAUUGUGCAUUGAACUGUGGUUAUACUAGGAUUGAUGGUCUAUCUGAGGAGUGCAUGUAACUGGUAUGAUUGAGGAUCCAGGGCUUGUCAGCAUCUGCAGUGUUUGUAUUCCAAUCAAUGCUGAAAUAAUAGCUUCAAAGAUUAGUGAUUUUAAUAAGUAAUAAAGAUGAUAAAUAGUUAAUUUAAUUGAAAUACUUUUUUCACUGUCUGGUGUUCAAUAGGAAUUGCUAAUCUAAUGGCAAGGCAACCAACUCUUCAAAUUGAAUGGUUGACUCCUGUCUUCCUAAGAUAUGUUGGAUAAUUGAUCCUAGGAGAUAAUAGCACCAGUUUAACAGAUGGCAUGAUGAAUUGAACAUUUGUUUUGCAGUAGAUUAAACAUGAAGCAUGUCAAUAUGUCAUAGCAUUCAGGUGUAGUCCUAGAUGGGCUGAUCAUUUUAAGGCAGUGUAUGUAAACAUUUAUAUUGAACCUAAAAGCACAUUAGAUUGUUGGGUUCCAUGUAGUCUGAUGAUCUCAUUUCUAUGAAAUAACGUACUUGUAUAUUUUCCAUGUACCGACCCACCGAAAGAGAACCAAUACCUCCAGUAUAUGUUGCCCUGAAAUGGAGAUCCACCUCUUCAGGAAACUGACAGCCUUAGAACUCACUCCAAUUGCUAUUUGAAGAAAAAGUCUCCCAGGUGGUUGAUAUUCAAUGAGUUUUUGGAGUUGCUUAUUAAUAUAAUUGCACAAAAUAUAGAGAUUUGAAAAAUCCCAAGCGAAGUGCACAAACUGUUACAGUAUUUUCACUACUCCCGGGGUCAUUCUAUAGAUGCCAUGCUCAAAUAGCUCUAUAGUGCAGCUGUGACAUGUAUCCCAUCACAUAAUUUUCUGGCUGCAGGAUCAUUCAAUCUGUUUUACUAUCCAUUGCAGGAAUAAUCUUCUUGCUCUAUUGCUGCACAACCUGAGAGUCAUUUAGUUUAGGAGACAAUAAUAAUUGGUGAGGAGGUUAUUCCUUCAAUUCUCCAUUUCUGAAAAAUGCUGUUGCAGUAUUACCUUAUGGGCCAUGUAAAAGAAUCAAGGUCAAGAAAUUUGAUCAGUGCUGUAUAACUGGAAAUGGACUUCUUCCAAAGUAAAACAUGAUGAUAACCAUUGCUGAGUUGUUUCACCAGCCCCCGCAAAUUCAAUUUGGCACUUCUUGGCACAAAUUGUCUUUGUGUGUCUGAUUUCUGUGUUAGAUUUGCCUCAAAUGCCACCAUUUUUCAUGCAGUGAUAUUUUUGGAGCAUUGCUGGAAAAAUUGGUCAACAUUUUUCCAGGAGAGACUGUCAUUGUGCAUUCCCAGGACAAAGCUUUGCUAAUGCUAUGCUGGACUGUGACUCCAUGAAGUUAAGUUCCAAUCUAUGCCUUUUAUCCUUCAUGACCCUACCUGACCAUACUACCAAUGCCUUGAUUUCCCUAAUCUCCUGACUCCCUCUAUUCAUUGGCACCCACCUCUCCACCUCUGAUCCUCGCUACCCCUUUCUUCCAAUCACUUCUGACUUCAAUUUCUCUGAUAGCCAGGUCUCCAAAAUCUUUGCCCCUCCCCUCCUCCCCUGCUGCCCCCCCCCCCCCCCCGCCAACUAUCCCUAACACCUUUAAUCUUCAGCCAGUGGACAUUGGCCCCCUUGGCUCUGAUUGGGCCAUAUCAGCAACAACCUCCCACCUUACUUUCCACUCCCCAAUGCCAAUCAGACUUCUGAUGCAGCUCCACUACUCUCUUCUCUAGACCCCAACCUCUGAAUGCAAUUGAAGAAAACUGACCCUCGUGUUACUUAGAGUCAUUGCAUAUUCUGAGAGGUGGUUCUGAUCCUGCAUUCUCCAGUGUUGUUGCUGCAGAUAAUGAGUGGGGUUGGACUUCGCUGCAUAAUUUGUGUUUCCUGUAUAAAUUGGCAUUGUUAUGCCCACAGAUGAUUUUUUUUGUUGUUGAGUGGAACCAGGGAGGGUAGUGUUGUUAUGCUGUGUGUAGCAAGCAAGGUCUAAUUUCUGCAACUUGCAAUGAACUUUAAUGCUCUCAUUAAAAUUACAGGAUAAAAUUAAAAGUUUCAACGGAUGUAACAUUUUCUAUCAUUUGAAAUGAAUUAUUGAUUUUGUAAUUUGUUCUUGUCAUUUUAAGUUUUGAAUGUGUCUGCUGCAUUAUCAGAGGUUUAUACUGCAAAACUGAAUAAACAGCAGAACUGCA
Molecule: messenger RNA, 5899 nt
Organism: Pristis pectinata (smalltooth sawfish)
Lineage: Eukaryota; Metazoa; Chordata; Chondrichthyes; Rhinopristiformes; Pristidae
Product: ribosomal protein S6 kinase 2 alpha-like
Biological process (GO): intracellular signal transduction; protein phosphorylation
Molecular function (GO): ATP binding; magnesium ion binding; ribosomal protein S6 kinase activity
Source: RefSeq, a predicted model, not a curated record